Messenger RNA from Oncorhynchus nerka (sockeye salmon), 2192 nucleotides. Its product is annotated as acidic leucine-rich nuclear phosphoprotein 32 family member B-like. Gene Ontology annotation, molecular function: histone binding. The record is from RefSeq and is a predicted model, not a curated record. The transcript has 7 exons. Bases 92 to 1117 code for a protein of 341 amino acids. Gene Ontology annotation, cellular component: nucleus. NCBI's taxonomy places the organism in Eukaryota, Metazoa, Chordata, Actinopteri, Salmoniformes, Salmonidae. Gene Ontology annotation, biological process: regulation of apoptotic process.
AUCGCUCCUACAGACAGUGAGUCACGUGGCCUGCUAUAUAAAGCAGACAGGCAGGCAAGCAACCAGCUAUACUGCUCGAUUGAACGUAACAAUGGGUAAAACGAGUGACCUAAGGGACUUUGAGCGUGGUAUGAUCGUAGGUGCCAGGCGCGCCGGAUCAAGUGUCUCAGAAACGGCCGCCCUCCUGGGCUUUUCACGCACAACAGUUUCUAGGGUUUACCGAGAAUGGUGUGACACACAAAAAACAUCCAGUCAGCGGCAGUCCUGUGGGCGAAAACAACUAGUUGAUGAGAGAGGUAGAAUGAGAAUGGAAAGAAUCGUGAAAGCUAACAGGCGGGCCACAAACAGACAAAUAACAGCGCAGUACAACAGUGGUGCGCAGAACGGCAUCUCGGAACGCACAACUCGGCGAUCCUUGUCACGGAUGGGCUACAGCAGCAGACGACCACGUCGUGCAAAUGAGGAGUGGAAAAACAUCGCCUGUGUAGAUACGGUACGGGAACUUGUCCUUGACAACUGUAGCUCAAAUGAAGGAAAAAUCGAAGGCCUCACAGCAGAAUUUGUCAGUCUGGAAUUCCUCAGUUUGAUAAACGUUGGUUUAAUCUCUGCUUCCAAUCUUCCCAAACUUGAGAAACUCAAGAAGUUGGAACUCAGCGACAACAGAAUCUCUGGUGGCCUUGACGUGCUAGCAGAGAAACUCCCCAACCUCACACAUCUAAAUCUAAGCGGAAACAAACUGAAAGACAUCAGCACGUUGGAAUCUUUGAAAAAGCUGGACAGCCUGAAGUCUCUAGACUUGUUCAACUGUGAGGUGACCAACCUGAACGACUACAGGGAGAGUGUGUUCAAGCUGCUCCCUCAGCUCACCUACCUGGACGGGUACGACGUGGAGGACCGAGAGGCAUCCGACUCGGACGGAGAGGUCGACGGUGACGACGAUGAGGAAGGGAAUGAGGAUGGAAAGGAGGAACACUUUGACAAGGACUGUGAUGAAGAGGGAGUAGUAGGAGAGGAGGAGGAGGAGGAAGACCUCUGCAUUGAUGAUGAAGUUGACGAUGAAGUCAAGGCUGUCCAAGGAGAGAAGAGAAAGCGAGAGCCUGACGACGAUGAUGAAUAAGAGCAAAAAACAAAAGCAUAGCGUUACCAACUCCUUCCCUCUCCAAUAGUAGUUACAUAGGAUGAGCCUUGACUAGAAUAUAGUAUAUACAUAUGAAGUGGGUAAAACAGUAUGUAAACAUUAUUAAAGUGACCAGUGUUGAAUGACUAUGUACAUAGGGCAGCAGUCUCUAAUGUGCAGGGUUGAGUAUCAGGUGGUAGUCAGCUAGUAACAGUGACUAAGUUCAGGGCAGGGUACUGGACGGAGGCCAGCUAGUAACAGUGACUAAGUUCAGGGCAGGGUACUGGACGGAGGCCAGCUAGUAACAGUGACUAAGUUCAGGGCAGGGUACUGGACGGAGGCCAGCUAGUAACAGUGACUAAGUUCAGGGCAGGGUACUGGACGGAGGCCAGCUAGUAACAGUGACUAAGUUCAGGGCAGGGUACUGGACGGAGGCCAGCUAGUAACAGUGACUAAGUUCAGGGCAGGGUACUGGACGGAGGCCAGCUAGUAACAGUGACUAAGUUCAGGGCAGGGUACUGGACGGAGGCCAGCUAGUAACAGUGACUAAGUUCAGGGCAGGGUACUGGACGGAGGCCAGCUAGUGGUGACUGAGUAACAGUCUGAUGGUCUGGAGAUGGAAGUUGUUUUUCAGUCUCUCGUUCCCAGCACUGUCUUCGCCUUCUAGAUGGUAGCGGAUUGAACAGGCCGUGGCUCGGGUCCUUGAUGAUCUCUUGGCCUGUGACACUGGGUGCUGUUAAUGUCCUGGAGGGUAGACCGUGUGCCCCCUGGUGAUGCGUUGGGCUAACCUCAUCACCCUCUGGAGAGCCUUGCGGUUGCGAACUGUGCAAUUGCCAUACCAGGCGGUGAUGCAGUCGGACAGGAUGCUCUCAAUGGUGCAUCUGUAGAAGAUUGAGGGUAUUAGGGGUCAAACCAAAUUUCUUCAGCCUUGUCAUGUUUUUUUCUGUACUGAACGCAGCCCUGGUUUGAUUUAAGUCCAAACUAUGUAAAUACCUGAAAAUGUUUGUUUAGCAACGAUCAACGGGGGUGUUUCUACAAGUAUUUCAUUUUCAAUAAAUUUGCAAACAUUUCUAAA